Coffea arabica (coffee) is the source of this 1127-nucleotide messenger RNA. The record is from RefSeq and is a predicted model, not a curated record. NCBI's taxonomy places the organism in Eukaryota, Viridiplantae, Streptophyta, Magnoliopsida, Gentianales, Rubiaceae.
UAAGAUUUCAACACUAUUGGCCGUGCAACCAAACUGUGAACGCGCAAACAGAUUACUUUAUUGCGCGUAAAAGGAUUCACAGACUUCAAAUGACAGAGAUGGCAGAGGCUGGGAAAUCUGACCUUUUGGAACUCACAAAUGAGCAAUUGAAUCACUAUACAGCCGGAUUUAGCGAAGAAAAUUUUUUGGGUCAAACAAUGUUUGGUAUGUUAUUUCGAGGCAAGAUCAUCAAUGUCCCAGAGGUAGGACAGACAAAGGAGGUGAUUGUGAAGAUAUGGAAGAACCAAAAAAGUUUGUACAUCGAUGGAAUUGAUAAGUGCUCCAGAUUGAAGGACGAAGUACGUGUAUUGCAGCAGCCAAGAAUGAGGAGUCAUCCCAAUUUGGUGAAUUUGAUAGGGUAUAGUGACCAGGAAGAGCCUCUGGGAGUUGUUUACGACCUGAAUCCGCGGGAUAUAUUGCAAAAUCUGCUGGUUCAAGAUGACUUCGGUUGGCUACAAAGAAUUAAGGUUGCUCUAGGAUUUGCGCGCUUGCUAGAGUUUUUGACCGACAAUGGUGCAGAAUAUUUGGUUCGUAAGAUUGAUGCGACCCAAGUAAUGAUUGAUCAGGACUAUAACCCCCUUCUAUUUGAAUUUGUACCACUGAGUGAUGGUGUUGUGAGUGAUAUGUCAACUUUGUGGAAAAGGAGGUUAAGGGGAGCCGUUCUUAGACAAUCAUCUAAUGCUGGUUCAGAGACAUGUCUAGAUUGUGAUGUGUAUGGAUAUGGUGUUAUACUUCUGAGUUUAAUAGCCAAAAGAGUUGCAGACAAGGAAAGGCCAGGCGAGACUUCAGUGGAUCUCUGGGCACGGGAAGCUUAUAUGCCAAAGAAGUCAUUCUUCAGUAGAAAGCCACAAGGUUCACUUGUUAAUGCAACCUUUGAGAAUGAUCCUAAUUUUGAUGAGCGGGACGGACCAAAAAUUACAGAUCUAGCAAUGCGCUGUAUUCAAUGGGACAAACGGCCAAACAUGAAGGAAGUUGUUCAGUGUUUGGAGGGUUUACACGUUGCGAAAGAUCAUAGUGAGGCACUUGCUUUUAACAGUUGAAUUUCUGAAUGAUUGGAUUAAAGCUAUAGCAAAGAUUCAGGUUCUUGA